UAACUAACCAGGCAACCAUUACAAAAUACUGAAUAGUAAAGUCAACACGAGUCAACCUUAACACUCGCUUACCCUUAAUUCUCGCUUCCCAGUUCCUUCCCCAUUAAUGGAAGGCGGAAGGUAGUAAGUACAGUAAGUAAACCCGCCUUUCUCUCUCCUCCUGUCUAACUCCCUCUCAUGUCUGACACUUCUCCACUUAUCUCUCCACCACCUUCUUCAAACGGCGCCAAGCCUCAGCCGCCAUUACAAAUCCCAUCCGGUCACGCCGCCAUUAAAAUUUUAACCCAUUCUCCCCGUAUCGGCGCCUUCAUAGGUAAAUCUGGAUCAUCUAUUAAAAACCUUCAACAUGAAACCGGGUCGAGAAUUCGGGUCGAAAACCCACUUACCCAGACUGAUUCUGACGCCCGGAUUAUUGUCAUUGUUGCUCCAACUUCUCCCUUUAAGAAGAUCCAACUCCGUAAAAAGAGUUCUAGUGAAGUUGAGUUUGAGGGUGUGAUUGAGAUUGAGGCUUCGGCGGCUGAAGAAACGGCGGUUAGAGUGUUUGAGAAGGUUCUAGAAGUUUCUGGAGAAGGAACGAGUGCGGCGACAGUGUGUAGAGUAUUGGUUGGGGAUAGGGAAGCUGGGAAAGUGAUUGGAAAAGGUGGGAAAACUAUUGAAAAAUUGAGAAGGAAUAAUGGGGCUAAAAUUAGGGUUUUGUCUGGUGAUCAAUUGCCUUCUGGUGUUUCUUCCCCCGAUGAAGUUAUUGAGAUUGAGGGGGAGGCAUCAUCUGUUAAAAAAGCUCUAAUUGGUGUUUGUCGCCACCUGGUAGAAGGCCAACAAACAGAAAAUUCAAGUACCAAAGGGAGCAAACAUUUGGAAUCCACUUCACAGCCAAUGGUAUCUGGCUUUCAUUUUGAACCCCCUCGUUCCCGGACACCACUAUUGGAGGCAACUACCUCUUCUGGUCCUCCUACGAUGGGAAGAUCGUUGUUGAUUGAGGCUGAUAAACUUCCAGCUACAAACACUAAGUUGCAAGAAGUUGUUUUUAAAAUUCUUUGUUCAAAUGCUAGAGUUGGUGGCGUGAUUGGAAGGGGUGGGUCCAUUGUCAAAGCACUUGAAGAAGAGUCUGGGGCUAGUAUAAAUUUUGGGCCAUCUGUUGCUAAUUGUGAUGAGCGGUUGAUCACUAUUUCUGCAAAGGAGGAUGUAAAUUCAAGAUAUUCCCCUGCACAACGAGCGGUUUUUCUAGUUUUUUCUAGGUCUGUUGAGGCUGCUAUAGAGAAGGGUUUGGAAGGCUUAAACAAAGGUUCCUUAGUCUCAGCACGACUUUUAGUCCCAUCAACUCAAGUUGGCUGUUUGUUGGGUAAAGGCGGGGUUAUAAUUUCUGAGAUGAGAAAGGCAACUGGAGCUGGCAUCCAUAUUCGUAAGGGUGACCAGGUGCCAAUUUGUGCUACAAAAGAUGAUGAAAUCGUUCAGAUCUCAGGGCAGCUUGUAAAUACUCAAGAUGCCUUGUAUCGUGUAACUAGCAAGCUUCGAGAUAAUAUUUUUACUAAUAAAGCAAUGAACAAUCAUGGAACGGGGACUGGUAAAUUUGUAUUGAAUACUAGUCUUCAUGGAAGAGCUAGAGAUGGAACACCCAUUGGGUCGCACCAAUUUUCUAAGACAUCUCAGUUUUUGGACGGGAAUGCUACUUCAAGGCACAGUUUUGAUCCUAUGUUGCAUCCCCAUGCAGCACAUUCUCCUUCCACUGCAGUAUUAAAUCCAAGGAGUUUCGUGACUCCUGUCCGAGCUGUAGCUUCUGCUAAUGGCAGAGUAGAACAUGGCAGGAAUCACAGACCAGCAGCUAUAACUAAUACGACGAUGGAUAUUUCAAUUCCGGAAAGUGCUGUUAGUUCUGUUUAUGGCGAGAAUGGAAGAAAUCUAGCUCGUAUACGACAGGUUUAAACAUUAUCAGACUUUGAGAAAGAUCAGUACUGAGGGGGUGUUUGGUAUAUGAAGUGCAAUGGAAGGGGAAUAGGAACAUGAAAGAUAGAAAAAUGGAAACAAUAAGCUUUACUUUUAAUACUUGUUUGGUUUAUGUAAUUCCAAUGGAAUUAAUUACUUUCUUAAUUGAAGACAAUGAGGAGGAAAAGUACAACACUCACUGCUCAACUUUUGAAUUUCAUCGCUUCUUCUUUCCAAUUAAUUUUCUUUGUCCUCUCACCAUUUCUAGAGUUUUCCUUCAUAUUCUCUCAUAAAAUUCUAUAAUCUCAAAAAUUUGUUCAUCCAACCAAACUGAAAUAUUGCACCAAAAUUUAUUUAACAAGAAUUUCUACACCUUCCAUUUUAUCCAUUCUCAUCAACAAGAUCUAUGCAAGAGGUUGAAUUAUUGGUCUGACAUUGUUUAGGUUUAUUGGGGCUUCAAUUUUUUGAAUUUUUGGUUGUAAAUUACUAUAGCGUUUCACGAACUGAUUUAGUGGAUGGUUGAUUGUGGUAGUUGAUUAGUGGUUCUUGUUGUAGUUUUGAGAACAAUGAGAUGUAUGUCUUGUGGUGGUUGUUCUGACAUGAGUUUGAUGACCAA
Molecule: messenger RNA, 2536 nt
Organism: Amaranthus tricolor (Joseph's coat)
Lineage: Eukaryota; Viridiplantae; Streptophyta; Magnoliopsida; Caryophyllales; Amaranthaceae
Product: KH domain-containing protein HEN4-like
Exons: 7
Coding region: 178-1920 (580 amino acids)
Biological process (GO): regulation of gene expression
Cellular component (GO): nucleus; cytoplasm
Molecular function (GO): mRNA binding
Source: RefSeq, a predicted model, not a curated record